Molecule: messenger RNA, 486 nt
Organism: Limanda limanda (common dab)
Lineage: Eukaryota; Metazoa; Chordata; Actinopteri; Pleuronectiformes; Pleuronectidae
Product: ALK and LTK ligand 2a-like
Exons: 4
Coding region: 1-486 (161 amino acids)
Biological process (GO): positive regulation of ERK5 cascade; positive regulation of ERK1 and ERK2 cascade
Molecular function (GO): receptor tyrosine kinase binding; receptor signaling protein tyrosine kinase activator activity
Source: RefSeq, a predicted model, not a curated record
AUGAACGGACUGCGCAAGCACUUCACUAUGGGACUGGUGCUGGUGAUGUGCACGCUCACCGGCCACUGCGGCCGGAGCGCGCCCUCGGGGGCCAGGGGGUCGUCCGCAGCCGGAGCGGAGCAUGUGGACUUGAGGCGGAUGGUGGAGAUCAUGAAACACGUGGAGGAGAGCCGGGGUCGACACGGAGCCAAAACGGAAUCCCCGGUAACGUCGCGGGCGCACACGUCCCCGGUGGAGCCAAAGGAUUUACGCAACUUGAAAACAGACAGAGGCGCCCAGGCUGUCGUUGUUAUCCCUAGGGACGUCAGAAAGAAAGAGAAAUUCCUAAAACAUAUAACAGGUCCUCUCUACUUCCAUCCGAAGUGCAGGCAGCAAGUGUACAGAGUCUACCACCACACCAGAGAAUGCACGACGCCUGCAUACUUGAAACGAUGUGCGCGGCUCCUCACACGGCUAGCUGGCAGCCUGCGGUGCACGGAGGGGUAG